AAACUGUAGGUGCGACAGCUGCCUUUUUACAAAAGAGUGGUGUUUCUUGUGUAAAUUAAAUGAUACUUAUCUAUUAAUUCAUUGACAAAAGUCCAUACUUAGUGGCGGUGCGAGGUUCCGUUUACAAAUGUAAUCGCAGUACAUGUACAAACUGAGGAAACUAUGGCUUCCUUUUUGAAAUACCUUUUUGCCGGUUUGGUCCGGUAUUGGCUGAUGCACAUAGAUUACUGGCAAACAAUAUCGAACAGAGUGGAAAUAGCUACGCCUCUGAACUCUUGGAAGAGAUUAGUUGAGGGCGUAUACCUUUACGACCAUAAUGUGAACCCUUACGAAGGAGAUGCCUUCCACGAAUCACCCAUAAUGCUCAUUAUCUUCUACUACAUCAUGAAGAAGGCUCCAUUCAUAUUGCCUCUUCUGUUUACGUUACUUGAUCUACUGACGGCGUUUUUGCUGCACAGAAUGUCGAAGGCUUUUGUAAGAAUUUUAAAGGAUUCUCAAGAGAAAAUUAAGGAUGAGAUAGCUGAGGAUUCAAAGUCUAUGCUCCUGAGUAAUUCGCAGCUGGAAGAGGCAUCGGAGUAUGUUCUGUCCGUGUAUUUGUUCAAUCCUUACUCCAUAUUGAACUGUGCUGGUAUGACAACUACAGUUAUACAGAAUUUGUUAGUGGCAGCAGCUUUAUGGAGUGCAUCUGGUGGGCGUAGAGUGUCAGCUUGUGCGUUUGUGGCGCUUGCUACACACCAAGCUCUCUACCCAGUUCUGCUCAUCGUGCCAGUGGCCAUAUUGCUGGCGGAUGUCAAUAAGGGCUGCAACAAGUGCUCCUAUAUCAGGACUUUGCUGGUAUUUGUCCUGUGCUGGGGAUUCCUUAUUUAUAUCUCAGCAUUUAUUAUGAAUGGUUCCUAUCAGUAUGUGUACAACACUUAUGGGUUCAUAUUGACCGUACCAGACUUGAAACCAAACAUUGGUCUGUUCUGGUAUUUCUUUACAGAGAUGUUUGAGCACUUCAGACUGCUGUUUGUGUGUGCGUUCCAAAUCAACGCCCUAGCUCUCUAUGUGAUCCCUCUCACAUUGCGCUUCAAAUCGGAGCCUAUUCUGCUUGCUACAGUUCUGAUUGCUAUCUCAGCCAUAUUCAGAUCUUACCCUUGUGUGGGAGAUGUUGGAUUUUACUUGGCUCUCUUACCUAUGUGGAAACAUCUAUUUACAUUCAUGCAACAGAAGUUCAUAGUUGGCUGUGCAUUCAUCAUUACUUCAGCUCUUGGACCAACAGUGUGGCACCUCUGGAUAUAUUCGGGCUCAGCAAAUGCUAAUUUCUUCUUUGGUGUUACACUCUCUUUUGCAACAGCACAAAUAUUUUUAAUAACGGACUUGCUUUUUGCAUUUAUCAAGAGGGAAUUCACCCUCAAACAUGGCUCAUCAAGAGAGGUUGACGGGAAACCUGCCAAGUUAGUGUUGCGAUAAUACCAAUUGUAUCAUUCCAGUGAUAACUAUGUUUUUCUAAGACAAAAUGUACAACUUUGUUGGU
Cydia amplana is the source of this 1516-nucleotide messenger RNA. RefSeq names its product phosphatidylinositol glycan anchor biosynthesis class U protein (gene PIG-U). Bases 163 to 1452 code for a protein of 429 amino acids. Lineage: Eukaryota; Metazoa; Arthropoda; Insecta; Lepidoptera; Tortricidae. The transcript has 3 exons. Gene Ontology annotation, biological process: attachment of GPI anchor to protein. The record is from RefSeq and is a predicted model, not a curated record. Gene Ontology annotation, cellular component: membrane; GPI-anchor transamidase complex.